This is a messenger RNA of Lethenteron reissneri (Far Eastern brook lamprey), 1693 nucleotides long. It is a transcript of the gene TMEM167B, whose product is annotated as transmembrane protein 167B. Lineage: Eukaryota; Metazoa; Chordata; Hyperoartia; Petromyzontiformes; Petromyzontidae. The record is from RefSeq and is a predicted model, not a curated record.
UUCACGUUGAGGUAGUCAAUAAAGUUGCUCACGCGUCGCCUCCACAAUAAAGUUAUUCAAUACCGGAUCUCCAGCCACGUCUUCGCUAGGCCUCGCUUCGCCGCUGCAGUCCGUGUCCCCGUGUCCACGUCUCCACGCCAAUUAGACCAACUACAUCGUUAUCAGAAGUUGCUCGGCAACUGUGCCGAGCUAAUUAAGCCACAAUGACUAACGUCUAUUCGCUCGACGGCCUCCUUGUGUUUGGACUCCUGCUCAUCUGCACGUGCGCCUACUUCAAGAAGGUCCCGCGUCUCAAGCAGUGGUUCCUGUCCGAGAAGAAAGGGGUCUGGGGAGUUUUCUAUAAAGCGGCAGUGAUUGGAUCGCGAUUGCACAUCCCUGUCGCCGUUUCCUGCAUCAUGAUGGGAUUUUACGUCAUGUUCAUCAAGUGAAGGCACGCGACCCCCCCCCCACCCUUCCCCCGGAGUGCUGCGUGAUGACCGAUAUUGGACACUGCGAAGAGGCAGCGUGGGUGUUCAACGAAUGUCAAUCCACAGCCAACCUGCUUUUGGCCGGCUCUCAACGAAACGCCGUGUUGUUGCUGGGGACUUGUCCACGUUCAAACGCCGUUGGAGGCUUCAAAGUCUGACGCUGUGCGAGUAAAUUUUUUUUGUAGUAAAUGUAUAUGCCUUAGGGAUGGUCUGGCAGAGUGUUUAGAGAACAACAAUUGUACAAAGAAAUAACUUUAGACUUUAUUUUAAAUUUGGGGCACCUGUUUUGGAGCAUGAUUUGUUAAAAUUACCUGAUCACUUUUAGUUUUGACAUUACAUUCUCUCUUAAUAUUAUAGCCCUUUAAUUGCACAUUCAGCUCUGCCUGUAAAGGAAUGUAAACAACUCUAGAUAGGUGAAACCUAAGUACGUUUGUGCUGACAUGUGCUGAUUUUUAUCUGCAUAUUACACUUAUCUGUGCUAAUUAGAAAAAAAUCUAGACAUGUGACCUUUUAAAAUGAUAGAGCCAUGUGUGUAACUUUUUUGCGUGGAUGGUGAUUGUUCAGCUGAUUUCACAUGACACCCAUACAUUGUUUUGGCAUCGGAUAGCUUUGCAAGAUACAACUUGACUGGGAAAAACUAAAAAUCCGGUUUUAAUGAUCCAAUUUAACGUUGCCAGUGUCGCAGUUUCAUGGUGAGAUGACUGCCUUGGAAGCACGGUACUGAACAUGUAAAAUAACAAAAAUAACACGAUUAUUCAACUUUGUGCACAGAGUGUCAUAGAAACACUGGGCUAAUUUUGGGGUGGAAUACCCUGGUAUGUCUGUGUUCUUAACCUGAUUAUAUCCAUGAAAACCAAAUUAGCCUAUUUCCAGCUUGUAAAUUAUUUGUAUUGCUUUCUAUAUCACAGAAAUAUGACACGCAAUGUGAAUGAUAGGUAAAUGAAACGCCACUGAAAACCGCAAGCUAAUUCCGGAGUGCACAAUCCAAUGCUCCGGGAGUUUCUGGACAUGACUAAUGCAGUUACCAAGUCGGCAUAACUUUGCUCGAUUCAACUUUUCACGUUCAUAGCGGUGCCCCAACCCCCCCCCCCCCCACGACCUUCCAUUGUAUGUGGGACAUAGAAUAUCUGUGCCCACGUUAAAGCGAGAACAUGCUGUAUGAUACAUUAUUUCUUGUUAGUCCAUGGGCCAGAGCAGAAAUUGGUACCACCUAAGAUGUAAAUAUA